Serinus canaria (Common canary) is the source of this 5545-nucleotide messenger RNA. RefSeq names its product interleukin 17 receptor D (gene IL17RD). Gene Ontology annotation, molecular function: interleukin-17 receptor activity. Bases 152 to 2149 code for a protein of 665 amino acids. Lineage: Eukaryota; Metazoa; Chordata; Aves; Passeriformes; Fringillidae. The record is from RefSeq and is a predicted model, not a curated record. The transcript has 13 exons.
CGCUGCGGGAGCGGCCGGCGGCAGGAGGGGCCCGGCGGCCGAUGCGUGCGCAGGGAGGGGGCUGUCAUCAGUCACAAAGAACAAUGGACUACUCAACAUCACCUUUAAAUAUGACAACUGCACUCCUUACCUGAGUUCUGUGGGAAGACACAUGAUUGGAGAUGUGCAGAACAUCACUAUCAGUCAGUUUGCCUGCCAGGAACAGGUGGCUGUGAUGAUCCUUUGGGCAGCAAAUGCCAUUGGGAUUGAAUACCUGAAGGGAUUUCGAGUAAUUCUUGAGGAGUUAAAGUCGGAGGGAAGACAAUGCCAGCAGAUGGUUUUGAAAGAUCCAAAGCAGCUCAGCCCCAGUUUCAAACGAACAGGAAUGGAGUCCCAGCCCUUUGUAAACUUGAAGUUUGAAACAGAUUACUUUGUAAAGAUUGUUCCUUUUCCUUCCAUUAAAAAUGAAAGUAAUUAUCACCCAUUUUUCUUCAGAACUAGAUCAUGUGAGUUGUUGCUACAGCCAGAAAACCUUGUUUGCAAGCCUUACUGGAAGCCAAGGAAUGUGAAUGUUACCCAGCAAGGCUUUAACAUGCAAGUGUCCUUUGAUCAUGCACCUCACAACUUUGGGUUUAGGUACUACUUUCUUCACUACAAACUGAAGCAUGAAGGACUGUUUAAGCAGAAGACCUGCAGACAGGAGCAGAACACAGACACUACAAGUUGUCUUCUUCAGAAUGUGUCUCCAGGAGAUUAUAUCAUUGAGCUGGUUGAUGACACUAAUACAACAAGGAAAACAAUGCACUAUGCACUAAAACCAGUGCACUCCCCGUGGGCUGGCCCCAUCAGGGCCAUUGCCAUCACAGUGCCUUUGGUUGUCAUCUCUGCCUUUGCCACGCUCUUCACUGUCAUGUGCCGCAAGAAACAGCAAGAAAAUAUAUAUUCCCAUCUAGAUGAGGAGAGCUCAGAGUCUUCAGCAUAUGCUGCAGGUAUCCAUGUGGAAAGACUUCGACCCCGGCCAAAAGUGUUCAUCUGCUAUUCCAGCAAAGACUGCCAGAAACACAUCAAUGUCAUCCAGUGCUUUGCUUAUUUUCUUCAGGACUUUUGUGGCUGUGAGGUGGCUUUAGAUUUGUGGGAAGAUCUGAAAAGCUGUAAGGAAGAUCAGAAGGAGUGGCUUAUUAAAAAAAUAAAUGAGUCACAGUUUAUCAUCAUUGUGUGUUCCAAAGGAAUGAAAUACUUUGUUGAAAAAAAGAACUGGAAGCACAGAGGAGUAACCAAAGAUGCAGGAAAAGGAGAACCCUUUCUCUUUGCUGUGCUGACUGUUGCAGAGAAGCUUCGGCAGGCCAGGCAGAACUCAGCUGACCUCUGCAAGUUCAUUGCAGUUUACUUUGAUUACUCCUGUGAGGGAGACAUCCCUGCCAUUCUGGAUCUGAGCACAAAGUACAAACUCAUGGACAAUCUCCCCCAGCUCUAUUCACACUUACACUCCAGAGAUCUUAGUGUACAGGAUUCAGAGGUGUUUCCUGUAAACAUCAGUAAAAGGAAUUAUUUCAGGAGCAAAUCUGGGAGGUCCCUUUAUGUUGCUAUUUGCAACAUGCAUCAAUUCAUUGAUCAGGAACCAGAUUGGUUUGAGAAACAAUUUAUUCCCUUCCCUCCACCUUCUUUACACUACUCAGAGCCUGUCAUGGAAAAAUUUGAUUCAGGCUUGGUUUUAAAUGACUUGGUGAAUAAACAGGUGAUGGAUGGUGAUUUUUACCUGAAAACAGAUCUAAACAUUUCAGUGGGGAAUUCAGACUCUCACUGUAUCAUUCAGCACUUAAACCUUGGAGAAGAUAUAGAAACUCAGGACAUUCCAGGUGGUGGCAGCUCUGUCCUUCAGCCAUUGCUACAUGUUGUUAAAGCUUCAAAUCUGAAAGACAUGCCUCGAGAUUCUGGGAUCUAUGAUUCAUCUGUCCCUUCAUCUGAAUUAUCUUUACCUUUAAUGGAAGGACUAUUGACAGACCAAAUGGAAACAUCUUCCAUUACAGGAAGUGUUUCUUCAUCAUCAGGUUUAGGGGAAGAAGAACCUCCUGUAAUGACUGCUACAAAAUUCUUAGUGCCUGGAAUAUGUAAAGCAGAACUUCAUUGCCACAUCCACUCUGAUGAACUGCAGGCAAUUGCUCCUUUAUAAUACAUUACAACAUUGUUAUGCAUUGCCACUUUAUCAACAGCCUCUGUUUGUGCUUUAACUACCACACUGUCUCAGCACCAAAUCUACUUGAAGGAACAAACUGCCCCUGAAGAAGAUCUGUUAUUCCAUUUUUUGUGGCCAGUAAACUUGAAUCUGAUGGUAUUUUUAUAAAAAACUCUUUCAUGAUUUGAAAAAGGUAGCAUGGAAAACCAGAAGAGCAUACAUUUAAAAUAAUUCCUGUUAUAAUUUAAAUGUCAUUAUAUUACACUGUUUACAGAUGCUAUAAUCAAUAUUUACUAUUUUUUCCUAGGAAUAACUUUGCAACUGGACAUAAAAUAGCUUGGAACACUAAGCCUUAGUAAAUUUUGUAGUCCAGCCUCUAGUUUUAAGUGCUGAUGUACUUGAUGGCAGGAGUGUUGUAGUGAAUGAGAACAGGAUAUUUUUUCAGAAGCAAGAUAAUGCCAAAGGUGACAUUAAGAAAUUCUUCAUCAGAAGAAAUAAUUUUCUUUUCAAAAUGUUUGAGCUCUCUUCCUCAGCCUCCUUAUCCCAGGUGCUAAUGUGUGUCAGCAUUUAAUUGCAGUGCAUGUCUCCCUCCUCUGCAUGGAUCUCCUCUGCAGUCUGGCUGUGGUGACUCACAGGCAGCCCCACUCUGAGGCUGAGGAUCAUUCUAUAAUAGACAGAAAUACAGGUCUUCCAUCUGCUGAAUGAUACCAUGGAAACAAAGCUUCCUGUUUCUUCUUGAAGGGCUAAUACAAAGAAUAAAGAGCUGGGAGAAGGAAGACCAUAUCUUGUAUUGAAGAUAUUCUAGGUUUGUUCAGCCAUGAGAGGAGUGUGCUUUAUGGGGGGUUCAUAUUAUCAUUUGAGGACAGGUGCUACAAAACCACCUGGGCUAAACCAAGCCAAGACCAGCAGUUAAGAGGCAGGAGUACUUUGUCUGGAGCCAAGCAGUGAACAGAAGCCAGUGAGUUAUUUUGCAGUUUACACUCCUUAUCAUCACUUAGUGAUGAAGAUUGUGUACUGUCACUAGUGUUAUAUUAAGGAAAAAUGCAAAAACUACCACUGGCCAUUUUUAUCUGCUGACACAGAGAAUGCAUGUCCUGUUUCCUGCAGUGACAGGUGGGUAAAUCUUCAUCCAAAAUGUCCCUCCUGUUUCCCAGGAGCAACUUUUCUGAAAUUAAAUGCAUCUCUGUAACUGCAAUUCCAGGCACUAUUACAGUAAUAAUGGGAGCAGCAAAUACUAAAGGACACCUCACCAAUGUGCCUUUGCUCAUUCUGGUCAGAGUCAAAUUCUGGCUCAUUUAACCUGUAUUCACAUUCUACUAGCAGGAGGUUGCUUUAAAGAGAAUUAAGGGAGAAUUCAAAUACCUCAAAUAUUCUCUUAGUUUUAUAGAUGAGAAUUAGACAUUGUUAACUGUUACAUUUUUUUAUCCAUUUUAAUAGCAUGAGAUAGAACUAUUAAGUGAUGAUUUUGGCUGAGUAGCUGUAAAGCUCACGGGUUGUUUUCUUGGGUUGUUUUUGUUUUGUUUUGGGUUUCUUUGUGUCAGUUUAUAUUUAAUCAUUGGAUUUUCCAAACAAAGGACUCUUGAGAUUGUUAUCACUGUUGCAGUAAGAAAGUGCUUUAACAAUUACUUGUGUAUAACAAUUAAUGGCAGAACUCUGACAUGCUUUGCAAUUGUAAUAGAGAAUUCUGUGAUCAUUUGGAUCAGCAUGUGUUGGAUCUGGAGGGCCUUGUCCAGUAAGGAAAUGUUCCUUAUUCUCUCUGCUUUCUGAAUUUCAAAGAACACUACAUGGAAGACUUCAAACUUUACAAUAUCGAAGUUGAGGUUAUUUUACACACACAGUGAAUCAUCUGUGCCUUUGAUGAUUUUUUUAAGGCUGUGCCUUGGGCCUUAUUGAAGGCAAAAUUCUCCAUGUUUGCCCAUUGCUUGAAGGUCAGACCAGGCACAAUCAUUUGGAGGUAAAUGCUCUUCCACUAAAUCCAGCUGUGAAGGAUAUCCAGCUAUGAUUUUGUGCAGUUCUUGUUAUUUUACUGGAGAAAGUGUUUGGAUUGAAUAAGACAAGGCAGAAAAGUGACACAACCUGUGUGCUGAAGAUCUGCUGUGCAUAGAAAUGCCAAAGCUGCACAACAUGAGAAGGAGGAGGAGGAGGCAAUUUCUUAGCAGUGAGCUGGUGAAGGUAAUGCUGCUCUUAUCCAUGGGAAGUCUCAGCUCACUUACUGUUAUUCAGUGCUGGGCUAAAGAUUGGGAAGAUUUCCUUGUUCCAUUGAAUACAGUGGCAGAAUCAGUAUUAUGAAAUGAAGUUCAGUUUUCAUUUUGAGCUCUAAGAAAGCUGAGUGUUGAAAAGGGAUGAAGGCAGUUGCACAAAGAAUUGCUUGUCAUUAAUGGUUUUUUUAUUUGUUCAAAAUUUGCUGUACAAUCUUGCAAAACUUAUUUGUUAAUUAUGAAAAGUCUAUGCAGAUGACAGUCACAUCUAGGGGUGGGAGGGAAGAAAAAUUCCUUUAUUCCUUCUUAGCUUAAGGUGGAAGCAGCAUAUUUUAUGUACUCAGAAGAAAGACAGUAUAAUUAAGUGAAAAUAUAGAUUAGGAUGGCCCACACCUCAAGUUUACAAAAGUAAGAGAAGUAAUACUUUAACUUAGUAUAGCUUUUUUACAAAGUCACAGUUCUUAAAACAGUUAGAUAUUGAGAUGCUGGAAGGACAUAGUACUGGAUUGGCAAGAGUUCUUUAUGCUGGGAGUAGCAGCAAAAAUCCUUGUAAGAAUUAUUUUUUUAAAGAUAUGUUAACACACAUCCUAGAGGUUAGCUUACUACUGUUUCCAAGCAUUAGUAAAUUCUAAACAUCAUCUUAAUGGUGAAAGGAUCCCUUUAAUUUCUGCUACAUUCACCUGUGUGGACACUGUGUAUUUCAUAGUGUAUUUUCUGGAAGGGUGAAGAAACAUUGGAAAGCUGAAGGCUCAAGAUGUGACAGUGUGUUCAGCAUUUUGAAUGGGAGUAUAGUUGCCAUAAUUUGUACCUGUCCAUGGACACAUCAACUGUUGAAAAUAGACUGCACAUGACAUUUUCAGAAAUAAUGUUUUGUCAUACUUUAAUUUAGAAGUUAAAUACCAAAAUAAAAUAUUUUUGUGUAAUUUCAUUCAUUGGGCUUUUCUUAUACUAUUAAAAAGAAAUGGCUUAAAAGUGCAAUGAUUUUAUCCUGCACACUUUGAGUCCUGCAGUUCCACACAACACACAAGCAGCCAGACCUCCUAGCUGCUGUGCAUGCCCCGCAUGGGAGGGAAGCAGCUCUUUCGAUGGGUCUUUGUUAUAGUCGAGCAACUCUAAGAAAUGUUAACUUCUAAAACUUCUGUAUGGGAUGGACUGGGUCAGAUUUUAUUUUUUAAUAAAAUUGCGUUUAAUAUGA